This is a messenger RNA of Onychomys torridus (southern grasshopper mouse), 1735 nucleotides long. RefSeq names its product BUD13 homolog. Gene Ontology annotation, biological process: mRNA splicing, via spliceosome. Gene Ontology annotation, molecular function: RNA binding. The record is from RefSeq and is a predicted model, not a curated record. NCBI's taxonomy places the organism in Eukaryota, Metazoa, Chordata, Mammalia, Rodentia, Cricetidae. Gene Ontology annotation, cellular component: RES complex; U2-type spliceosomal complex.
AUGUCGAUGUGGGUGGUCUGCACUGAGGCCAUGUUGAUGCCGCCGCAGUCUAAAGCUGAGUAUCUGAAGCGUUACUUGUCUGGGGCAGAUGCUGGCCUGGAGGGAGGCUCAGAGCUGGUUCGGAAGCGGCGCAAAAAACGGCCGAAGCCUGGAGGCGCCAGUGGCAAGGGAAUGCAGAUUGUUGAUGAUGAUGUGGGCUGGGCAGCUAUCUCUACCGAGAAGCCGGAAAAGGAGGAGGAAGAGGAUGGAGAUUUGCCUGUGGUGGCUGAGUUUGUGGUGGAUGAGCAUCCAGAAGAGGUGAAGCAGAUGGAGGCCUUCUGCUCCAGUGCCAAAUGGAAGCUUCUGGGGGACCACAGUGAAGAUGGACAUUUCCAUCAUGACAUCCCGGAUCCAUCUCCUCCUAGGAGGGCCCGUCAUGAUUCAGAUGCUUCUCCCCACAGGAAGUCUCAUUGUAAUUCCUCAGGUGUAUCUCCUAAGAGAGGUCAUCAUGGUUCGUCAGGUAUCUCUUCCCCCAGAAGGGCCCAUAACCACUCCCCUGACACAGGCCAACACAGGAGGACUUUCGACUCUUCAGACCCACAGCAUCUCAGGAAGACCCGUCACGACGACUCCCCUAAUUUGGAACUGCCCAGAACCAAAAGUAGUAAAGCUGCAGAAAGAUCCCAGAGGGAGCUGGGACCCUCCCACCCGCCACUCUCCAAGGACAGCAAGUAUGGGCGUGACUCUGACCUUUCUCCACGGAAGCCGCAAGCAAAAGCUCAUUUGGGAGCUCAGAAGCAGCUUGAUCCUAAAGGUGUCUGCCACAAAGCCUCUGACUCAGAUCUGUCUCCUCCACGGCAAAAACAAAAUUCAAGACACCAGGAUUCUGACUCAGGUCUGUCACCACCAUGGAAUAGACAGAGACGCCAGUGCUCUGACUCCGACCUCUCUCCACCCCGGAGAAGACAGAGGACCAAGUCUUCUGAUUCUGACCUCUCUCCUCCUCGAAGGAGUCCCCGUCCUGGGAAGAAGACUGCACACAUGUAUUCCGGCGCGAAAACUGGGUUGGUGACUGAUGUUCAGCGGGAGCAGCAGGAACUCGGGAAACAGGACCAAGACACCACAGCCCUUGGAGCGCAGUUUGAAUUCGCUGAAACUGUAUUUCGAGACAAGUCUGGUCGGAAGAGGAAUCUGAAGCUGGAACGCCUGGAACGGAGGAGAAAAGCAGAGAAGAACUCUGCGCGAGACGAGCUAUAUUAUGCGCAGUGUGGGGAAGGGCUUGCCCAGAGCCGGCAACAGCAGCAGAAUGUAGAGGAUGCAAUGAAGGAGAUGCAGAAGGCUCUGACCCGCUAUAUCGACGAUGAAGAUCUGGAUCGGAUGCUGAGAGAACAAGAAAGAGAGGGACCGAUGGCCAACUUCAUUAAGAAGAAUAAGGCCAAGGAGAACAAGCAUAAGAAGGUGAGGCCUCGCUACAGUGGUCCUGCACCUCCUCCCAACAGAUUCGACAUCUGGCCUGGAUACCGCUGGGAUGGAGUGGACAGAUCCAAUGGCUUUGAGCAGAAGCGCUUUGCCAGGCUUGCCAGCAAGAAGGCUGUGGAGGAGCUCGCCUACAAGUGGAGUGUGGAGGACAUGUGACUUCUCCAAGGCUGUGUGUGUGGCGCUGUGGUGGCAGUGGCAUAGGCUAGCCCAACAUCCAGCCUAAUGGUCGUCUUGCUGAUAGACACAGACCAACUUGCUAUCAGUUCUGACCUUUGGA